UCCUCAGUCUCUCUCCCAGUCCCUCAGUCUCUCUCCCAGUCACUCAGUCUCUCUCCCAGUCACUCAGUCUCUCUCCCAGUCACUCAGUCUCUCUCCCAGUCACUCAGUCUCUCCUCCCAGUCACUCAGUCUCUCCUCCCAGUCACUCAGUCUCUCCCCCCAGUCCUCCAGUCACCAGUCUCCAAUCACUCAGUCUCUCCCAGUCACUCAGUCUCUCUCCCCCAGUCCUCAGUCUCUCCCCCAGUCCUCAGUCUCUCCCCAGUCACUCUCCCAGUCUCUCUCCCAGUCCUCA
Molecule: messenger RNA, 291 nt
Organism: Eriocheir sinensis (Chinese mitten crab)
Lineage: Eukaryota; Metazoa; Arthropoda; Malacostraca; Decapoda; Varunidae
Product: uro-adherence factor A-like
Exons: 2
Source: RefSeq, a predicted model, not a curated record